AUGGUUGAAGAAGAUAGACGAUGGAAGUUGCCGUUUGCUGGUGCACCUUCAAUAGUGCAGGCGCACCAGAAGGAUGAACAGAUUGAGACAAUGUUAUCGGUAAAAGUCAGCGAGUUACUACGGGGGGUAAGAGGUCAGUUGUUCAUUAAUAACUAUCAGAAGGAGAUCUCAGUGGUUGUCAAGCUGAUAUAUUUGGGACUGACGACUGCACUAUCCAGAAGAACAUUGGGUGAGGAAUAUGUCGAUCUGAUAUAUGUGAAUAAACGGGGUUCUCAGUUGGUGAGAGGAAUUAAACGGGUCCUAUUUGUGCUUAGUUAUACUUCUAUUCCUUAUUUGGUCACUAAGCUCUCAAAGAAGGUCAAUAAUAGGAGUACAAAUAAUGAAGAGAGUGAUGAUGGCAACGAGAGUACUUACACCGAUAUUUUGAGUACUAUGAUUGACCUGCAUUUGAUGGUGUUCUAUAUAACUGGUACUUAUUACGAUGUAUUUAAGCGUUUUUGGGGUAUGAGAUAUGCAUUGGGGCAUACUUUAUCACAAGAAGAAGAAAACUAUCGUGAUAAGAGUAGUAAGAGUUACAAGAUUCUAGGUUACAUUAUUCUUUUACAACAUAUUUCUAAAGUUAAACCUAUUAUUAACAAGGUCCUGAGUAUCUUACCGCAGACAAAGGAAACAUUAAAUGCUGGGUCCAAUGGUGUUGGACUAAAAGAAGGAUUUGCACCUGCAGCAACACCAGGGUUAUUGACAGAUGUACCUGAAAAUUUUAACAUUGAUCACAUCAAAUUAAGUAAUGGUAAAGAGCUGGCAUUUAUUCCCACAGAAUCAAGAAAUUGUAUUCUUUGCUUGAUGGAAAUGACUGAUCCAAGCUGUCUACCUUGUGGGCAUGUAUUUUGUUGGGACUGUAUCACAGACUGGACUAAGGAAAAUCCAGAAUGCCCCUUAUGUCGGCAACGUAGCUAUCCUCAACAGGUGUUGGCAUUAAGAGCAUGA
Messenger RNA from Nakaseomyces glabratus, 987 nucleotides. RefSeq names its product ubiquitin-protein ligase peroxin 10 (gene PEX10). Gene Ontology annotation, cellular component: peroxisomal membrane. The record is from RefSeq and is a predicted model, not a curated record. NCBI's taxonomy places the organism in Eukaryota, Fungi, Ascomycota, Saccharomycetes, Saccharomycetales, Saccharomycetaceae. Gene Ontology annotation, molecular function: zinc ion binding. Gene Ontology annotation, biological process: protein import into peroxisome matrix.